GAGGUGGAGUGCGGGGAUCGCCGGGAGCACUCCAGCAACAGGUCAUGGGAGAAAGAUCGAUAGGCUCCGGAGGCUGGUGGCAGGAACAUGCGCCCUGGAAACUAGAAACAUGCGCCUUGUGAUCGCUGUCGUGCUAACGUUCCUAACACCAGGUGAAUCCGACCUCCUGCGCGACAGCGUCCACGUGACAUCUGCGGCAGCGCGGCCCAACAAUGAGCUGUGGUGCUACAAGUGCCGCGCCGAGGUGCCGGACGACAAGUGUGCGGACUUGCGCCAGAACAGCUCCACGCUCAUACACAAGUGCCAUAACGAGAAGAGGAUAUGCAUGGUAAAACGGUUCUCCUACACAACGUCGACCGAAAACUCCACCACAGCCUUGACAAUGUGGGCUCUAGAACGCAACUGCACCAAGCACUGCGAACCAGGCUGCAUCGUCAUCGGCGAACGCACCAAACUCUACUCCUGCACGUCUUGCUGCACGUCGUCCCUUUGUAAUUACGGCUCCGGGGCCAAUUCGCUUUGUAUAAGCAGUGGUGUAUCAGCCUUGUUCCUCUUCUUUUAUGUAUUUUUAUUAUAAGUACAUAAUAUGUACCUACGUUAUUAACCCCUAACUCAUAAGCUACCUAUAUGAGUUAAGGGUUAGGAAACAAAAUGCGCGACGAAAACGUAUUCAACAUGUUUGGUGUUGGGCGUGCGGUUGAUUGUUAGGCGACGUCCUAGCUAGAUUGAUUGUGAAGCGAUACUAUGUGAGGAUUUGCAAAUUCAAUGCGAUGCGGCACGGGCUUUACAGGUGUUCUACAUACAGCUGCUUCUUGUAUAUAAAUCGUACACGUGUACGCGCGUAUUUAUUCAGUGGUACGUACAAGUCGCGCUAUCUUACGUUACUGCAGGCUGCACAUGAGUAGAUAUCCCAAACAACAAACUACAUAGUAAUAACGAGUGACUGAGAUAGCGAUAGCGACCAAUUUAUGUCAUGGCGGAAGUGGGACGUUCGAUCGAGAUAUGCAACUACGAUUUUGAUUAAUUUCUGGGCGGCAAGGAUUGCACGAAUUAUCUCUACGAUUGUGCGCGCUCGUACACAUGUAUAAUUUCCGCCAAAGAGUAUAUAAUAAUUAUACUGACUAGGUAUAAUAUUAUUAUUGUCGGCUCUUUUUUCGUUAUGCUCAACUAUGUGAUGCCCUUCAUAAAAUUGUACACGGAUACGCGCGCGUGCUGCAGUGCAGUUGCCGUCGCGCUAUGUGGAUGCAUUAUAUAAUAUCUCAAAGCCCGACACUCCACCUCCUACGUUCGACAUGUAAAUUCUCAGCCAAACUUAUUAUUAUUUACACUAACUUAUUAUAUUUUUGACUUAAUUACUAGUUAGUCAAAGCAGUCAAAAUUGAUGAACUCGAGAGAUCUCAGAGCACAGUAAGUACUUCGGUACUAUCCGAGUUAGAUAGGUAGUAAAAUUAAUGCCGAUUUUGCAUUAAAUUAUUAGAUAGUCAUAUUUUCUUAUUUUAAUGUGCUCAAGAAAAAUACCUAUUUCUCACUGUAAUUAGGUACUAAGUAAUAGCUUGCAAAAAUAUUAUCAAUAAAGUUAUCAUUAAUAGCUUGCCUAUCCGUCACGUAUUAUAAUAAUAAUUAAGAUGCUAGAUAGGUAGAUUUGUAUUUUUUUCAAUUUGAAGUGAGUUCCGUAGAUAUUUUUUUCAUUUCGAUACCUAAUCAAUGUAAAAUAUCAAUAUCUAGUAAUGUUGCAUUCUAUUCAAAUCCAUUAUUAUUAUUGUUGUAUCUCAUAAA
Messenger RNA from Maniola jurtina (meadow brown), 1776 nucleotides. RefSeq lists its product as uncharacterized. The transcript is spliced from 3 exons. Bases 110 to 577 code for a protein of 155 amino acids. The record is from RefSeq and is a predicted model, not a curated record. Lineage: Eukaryota; Metazoa; Arthropoda; Insecta; Lepidoptera; Nymphalidae.